Messenger RNA from Danio rerio (zebrafish), 2753 nucleotides. RefSeq names its product amine oxidase copper containing 2 (gene aoc2). Gene Ontology annotation, molecular function: primary methylamine oxidase activity; quinone binding; copper ion binding. Gene Ontology annotation, biological process: amine metabolic process. Lineage: Eukaryota; Metazoa; Chordata; Actinopteri; Cypriniformes; Danionidae. The record is from RefSeq and is marked provisional.
GCGCAUUGCGCUCGAGACUCGAGCGUUGCCCAAGAGCUGAAGAGAGGAGUGGUCGCUUCAAUAAUGGAUUCUCUAAUUAAAUACAUAGUGAUACUUCUGGCUCUUAUCUCGGUGAUACUCAACAUUGUGCUGAUAUGCUUAAAUUCGAAUAAGCCUCCAAAAUGCAUGUCCCAGUCGCAGGCGUCCCUGAAUCUGCAAGACACACAUUCAGAUAGAAGUCUGGUUUUUGCCGACCUGACCCCAGAGGAGUACAAGGCUGUUCGCGACUAUAUGUGGGCGCAGAAAGACUUGAAGAUCUCCCAUUCAGUAUUAGCAAAGCCCUCGGACAACUUUCUCUUCUUAAUUGACCUCUCGCUCCCGAAGAAGGCUGAUGUCCUGAGAUAUUUGGAUAAAGACGGACAGAAGCCCGCGCGCGAAGCGUCCGUCGUGGUUUUCUACGGCGAACACCGUUACCUGAAGGAGUAUGUGGUGUCGUUAUCUGGUCCGCUAACGCAUCGUGAUGUUACUGAGCAGAAGUACAAAACCAAGACGUUACCCUUCACAGCCAGAACGGUGACCAUUGGAGAGUACGCGCAGCUCUUUACGCUCCUUUAUGGAGUUUUCCAAAAACUCGAAACACCUCUGAGGGAAAGUUUUGGGUAUAACCUACAAACAAAUAAACUGCUGCCGUUUGAGGGCAUGCCAAGAGGCAUCAAAGCUGGUGACCGCAAGACCUGGAUCUCCUUUUUCCGCGAUUUCAGUGGCAUGUACAUCCAUCCCGUAGGUUUCGAGAUGCUGAUCAAUCACGAAAGCAGCAACUCGUCCGACUGGACGGUUGACAAGUUGCUGUACAACGGCCAAUAUUUUAACAGCAUUGACGCCUUUAUAAAACGUUACCAAGCGGGUGAUUUAGAAAAGAUAGUCUACAAAAAGAUCGAAAACUUCGCCUCGUUAAAGCCGAGGGAAAAGCCUACUGGCCUAGGACCACAACAGUAUUAUCUUCAAGGUAAACGUUUCAGCGUUAAAAACAACCAGGUGGUUUAUUUAGACUGGAACUUUGCAUUUGGCAUGAGCUCUCUGACUGGGAUGAGAGCGUUUGAUAUUCGUUUUGAAGGGCAGAGGAUAGCGUAUGAGCUGAGCGUGCAGGAGGCGAUGUCUGUCUACGGCUCCACCACACCUGGGAUGAUCCUCACCAAGUUCCUCGACUCCAGUAUCGGAAUCGGUCGCUUCGCUCACGAGCUCGUGCGCGGGAUCGACUGCCCGUACGGGGCCACAUAUGUAGACACGCACCGCUACAUCGACACGAACGUCACGCAGCGUUUCAGAAACUCCAUCUGUGUGUUUGAGCAUGACAUCGGGCGACCUCUGCGACGACACUUCUCAGAUUUCUUUCACAAUAGUUACGGUGGGAUGGCGAACAGCGCCCUGGUGAUCCGCUCCAUUACUGCUAUAGGGAACUAUGACUACAUAUGGGACUUCAUUUUCUAUCAGAGUGGCUCAGUGGAGGCAAGAGUUCACGCCACCGGCUACAUAUCAUCCUCCUUUUUGGUUGAUGGAAAUCUGAAGUAUGGUCACCAGGUUGCAGAAAACGUCCUAGGAAACAUCCAUACGCAUUUCAUCAGCUUUAAAGUUGACCUUGAUAUCUUGGGUGAGAAGAAUAUAUUUCAGACUAAAGACAUGGUGUAUGAGGAGGUGCCAUUGCCAUGGAUGCCCACAGAGAAAGCAAAGAUACCACGACUGGUGGAGCAACAAGUCAAGACAGAGAAAGAAGCAGCAAUGCUUCAUGGUGCCAAAACACCCCGUUACCUUCAUAUAGCCAGUAAGCAAACUAAUCGCUGGGGCCACAAUCGCUCUUACAGGCUUCAGGUGUUGAGCUUUGCUGGAGACCCCCUGCCUGAAAGUGAGUCUACAGAGAAGUCUAUGUCCUGGGCUCGGUAUAAGGUUGCUAUAACCAAGCAUAAAGAUGAAGAGCAGACCAGUAGCAGUCUAUACAGUCAGAAUUACAUGUGGAAACCAUUUGUGGACUUCAGCAAAUAUAUAGAAGAUAAUGAGACAAUCGACAACGAGGACUUGGUUGCCUGGGUCACUGCUGGUUUCCUACACAUUCCUCAUGCAGAAGACAUACCCAACACUGUUACGGUGGGCAAUGGUGGCGGUGUCCUCAUUAGGCCACACAACUAUUUCAAUGAAGAUCCGUCCAUACACUCACCUGAUGGUGUGCAUUUUAUUCCGGGCUCUGAAAAUGACUGUGAGUACAACAAAAUGGCGUGUCUGGAAAAGGAUCAGUGCACUUCCACACUGGAGCCAUUCACUUACCACGGCUUUGAAGGUGUUAUGCAGUUUGAGUGAAAAUUUUGAUGCAAAUUUCCAUGUUGCUACAGAUUUGCUAAUACAUUUGCAGUAGUAUAUCCUCACUCUCUGCUUUUUAGUUAAUUGGAAAAAAGUAUUUCCUGCUUUUGUAGCUGACUAUGUAAAUAUUAUUGAUAUUUUCUCAUUUUCUGUUUACCAGAAGUGUGCUUUGUGAAUUUUAGUUAUUUUCAUUUUUGUACAUUUGGUGAACUUUUUGUAAAUUGCUUCAAAUGUAUCAUUUAUUAUCAAAUCAUAUAAUUUAGGGUAUACCAUAGCUCUUUAAGGCAGGGCUGUUUUUAUUAUACAAUGUAAACUCUAAAGAGAGAGAUUUCUAACAACUCUGAGAAAUGCACUGAUAAAACACCUCACAAAGUAUACACUUAUUUUUAUAAACAUUUUUAUGCCGUUCAAUAAAAAAUGAAACA